Fusarium musae is the source of this 429-nucleotide messenger RNA. RefSeq lists its product as uncharacterized. NCBI's taxonomy places the organism in Eukaryota, Fungi, Ascomycota, Sordariomycetes, Hypocreales, Nectriaceae. The coding region runs from base 1 to 429 and encodes 142 amino acids. The transcript is spliced from 2 exons. The record is from RefSeq and is a predicted model, not a curated record.
AUGAAGUUCACUACUACUCUCUUCGGCCUCUUCGCCUCUCAGGCCCUUGCCGUCAAGAUGUACUCGGCCCCCAACGCUGAGAAGGAGUGCGGUGCCCUCGGAGUCGCAAAAUGGGAUCUCGAUGCCCUUCCCGCCGGCACGGACGUCUCUGAGCUCCGCAAAUGCAAAGAGCAUCCCCUCUCCCUCAAGAUUCACAGCCGCAACCCUGACGCUACCAAAGUCAAUGUCCUUCAGAAGAGAAAGUGCACUUCAUCCAAAGGCAAGCCCAGGGUUGGCUGUGACAAGCAUUGGUGCUGGCAGAACUGCGGCAGUCCCAGGGAGGUCGAAUGGGGUGCGUGGUGCUGGUCUGCUCAUAAAUCUGCGCCUGCGCCAAGGGCGACUGUAACCAGUGUGGUUGCGGCUGCUAAGCUCUCAACACCUUCACGAUGA